This is a messenger RNA of Cucurbita maxima (winter squash), 990 nucleotides long. Its product is annotated as dof zinc finger protein DOF1.5-like. The transcript has 3 exons. NCBI's taxonomy places the organism in Eukaryota, Viridiplantae, Streptophyta, Magnoliopsida, Cucurbitales, Cucurbitaceae. The record is from RefSeq and is a predicted model, not a curated record. Gene Ontology annotation, molecular function: DNA-binding transcription factor activity; DNA binding. Bases 223 to 894 code for a protein of 223 amino acids. Gene Ontology annotation, biological process: regulation of DNA-templated transcription.
UUCUUAUCCAAAAAUGUAUUUGCUACUUAUAUUUGAAGGGGGAAAAUAGUCCUCAGCAAUUCAACAAUUUGGUGAGAGAGUGAAGCGGGAGGUUUGAUAAAGUCGGGUCAAAAUAAGGAUCGGGUGGGAGUUGGGUCCAAAGCAAAGGAAGGUCCAGUCCAGGCCCAACCGGAACUUCAUGACCUGCGAUGGAGAAGAAGAAGGUUAAUUCGAGAAGUUGGGAUGGGGUGCGGGUUACAGAACGGUGACCCCACCUUCUGUCACCCACAUCGGACCGACCCAACCAAACCCAACCAAACCAAACCAACCAAACCAAAUCUACCCAUCAAAACAAAACCAAACAAAACAAAACAAAAACCCACUCUCGCUCUCUCUGUUUCAUCAUAUAUGGCUGAGGUUCACUGUAGCAACGCUGGUGGAAUUAAGCUCUUUGGCACCGUCAUCACUUUACAGACCAGAAGCAUCAAGGAGGAGCCAGAGAAAGGUGGUGGGGGUGGUGGCGAUCAACCAGAGAUGAAGAGGCCGGAAAAAAUAAUUCCGUGUCCAAGAUGUAAGAGCAUGGACACCAAGUUCUGUUACUUCAACAAUUACAAUGUUAAUCAGCCCAGACAUUUCUGCAAGGGUUGUCAAAGGUACUGGACGGCAGGUGGGGCGCUACGGAACGUGCCCAUCGGAGCCGGCCGCCGGAGAGCCAAGCCGCCGCUGCCUAAUUGUCGAAUCCUUUCCGGAGAGCUUCCCGAGGAUUAUGGGCAGCUUUACGAUGCUGCUUCUGGGAUUAUUCAUCAGCUUGAAUUGGAUGCGGUGGAGGGGUGGCAUCUCACGGUGGCAGAACAGGAUUUCGCCCAAGUUUUCCCUCUCAAACGCCAGAAGAUUCAACACGGUCAAACGUCUUGAAUUAACCCCAUCUUUUUGUCGAUAAUUUUAUGUGGAAAAUAGAGAGGUAUACAGUUUUAAAUUUAGUGGAUAUAUGAUUAUGUACAUAUUUUGAUC